AUGUCAAAACGCCUAAGAACAGAUUCAGACUCUGAAGAAUAUCAUAUAUCAUCCACCAACCACCCAGUCACCCAGAACUUGCAACCACCUGGCAAAUACGCACAACUGGACCCGCACAGUCAUUCCACUGCAAGUCAAACAAUUACUUGCGGUCUCCCCCCUCAUGAGGUCGUCAACUUCACCACAUACGGCGACUACGAGAUCCACUAUCUCAAGUCACACGUCAACAGAUGUCUAGCAUGCGGCAAGAACUUUCCUUCGAGUCAUUUCCUCUCUCUGCAUAUCACCGAACACCAUGAUCCUCUCAACUCCAUCAAACGCGACAGGGGCGAAAAGACGUAUCGCUGCUUUGUGGAGGGUUGCGAAAAGGUCUGCAGCACCCCACAGAAGCGACGUAUGCAUCUGGUCGACAAGCAUAUGUUUCCCAAGAACUAUGAUUUCUACAUUGUGAACCACGGCUCUGACAAUCGCACUUCAUUACUGAAACCGGAGGGCAGAAGUAGAAAAGCUGGCGGAUCUCAAGGCACAAACGCUGUCCGUGAACAAAGUCCCGGCCAAAGCACUCGCACGCUAUUGGCCAUGGCAGAUGAUAUGGUGACCGAGGUCACGAAAGCCAAAGCCGAAGGACAUGCAUCACCCACAGAUACUUCAAUGGAUGAAAUUGCCGGAUCCAUGGCUGCACUGAGAUUUGUGCCAAAGUCUGUUACGUUCGGAAGAGGUCGACAACGCAAAGGACUCUCAAAAGACUGA
Molecule: messenger RNA, 750 nt
Organism: Aureobasidium pullulans EXF-150
Lineage: Eukaryota; Fungi; Ascomycota; Dothideomycetes; Dothideales; Saccotheciaceae
Exons: 1
Coding region: 1-750 (249 amino acids)
Source: RefSeq, a predicted model, not a curated record